GGACGUUGAGGGCGCAUUCAUAAGAUAAGUGUGCAAAAUUUGACACAUUUUUCGUGGUUUUCGUCGUGAUUCACAGUCACCGUUCGGAAGGAAGGUGCCAACUGCCAAUAUAUAUCGAGAUGAUGGUGUAGGACUUUAAUAACCAAGCAUGGAGCUCAACACUUUGUGGACGCAAGGCCAUACCCAGUCAAUACUCUGUGUAGAUGCUAACAAAGAUGGUCACGUGGCAUCCGGGGGCGACUGUGGGGAGAUUUGCCUCUGGAGUCCCGACGGAAAAAUCGUCUCGAAGCGGACUUUUCAAUCUGAGUCGUGUGUCAACAGCAUGUGUUUCUCCCCUGCUCAGCCCUCGUUACUUUAUAUCUCAGUGGGGGAAGUCGUCCAAUUGUUUGAUAUCCGCUGUCCGAUGGAUUCCUCGAUGGCUCGAUUUGCGUACAAUAAGGAUGAUAUUAACCAGCUCGCCAUCGAUCCCAAAGAUACUUUUCUAGCGGCAUGCGACGACGACGGGGUAGUGAAAAUCAUCGACGUUCAAAAUCGUAAAGUGUUCAAGACGUUAAAGGGGCACGAUAACAUCUGCUCCAGUGUUGCGUUUCAUCCACAGGUGCCCCGCGAGAUGGCAACCGGUGGAUUCGAUUGCCUCGUGAACACCUGGGACAUCUCUAAAGGGCGCCCUCUGGUGUCCUUAAACAUGCAAGAGAUGAUUUCGGCCGAGGAGAGUGCCGAUGAAGCAGCUAGCCCGUACACCAUCAACCCACCAUUCAUUCAUUCCGUCAAGUUCUCUAGGGACGGUGGUCUGCUUGUUUGCGGGCUGGAGAAUGGACAAGUGCAACUCCUUGAUAGAAAGGGACGGCGAAACUUGCAGCCGAGACAAGCUUUGGUUGGACACAGCCUUGGCGUGACACAAGUUUGCUUCUUGCCGGAAGCUCCAGGGCAAAGUAAAGACUUGCUCUUAUCGGCAGGAAACGAUUGCAAGUUGCUUGUUUGGGAUCUGAACGUCAACCCCGAACAAAAACAUUCUCAAGAUAUCACAGCGGAAAAACCUUCAGAGAGCACCGGCGGAGGUCAGACGUCUAAUAAUCCUGACGUCAUUUUGGAAGCUGAAACUGUGGAUUCGAGAACUGACAAGUUAAGCGACAGUUCUCAUGAUGACUGUACGCCAGACUCGCCAAGUAAAAGAUCGCCGAUUAUUAGCCUUGAACACAAGGAGAAGAUUAACUGGGUCAGACCAGUACAGUCAUCAGGUGGCAAAAGUAUGGUUUUUGUGGCGGAUGUUUCAAAAAAUCUUUCGGUAUACCAAUGGUAGCGUUAAAGUUAUAUUAACCCCCCUCCCCCCAGUGCCUAACGGUUAAACCAGCUAGGAGAAAAAUCCUUGUGACUAAACCAUGUAAGGUUUUACUUAUGAAAAUCGUGUUGGUAAUUGAUCAACUGUGACGUGUCAUUUAAAAGCACCGAGUUCAAACUCUGGUGAUUCUGAUCAGCAGAGUAUAGGUUCAAGUCCCUGACAUGAUAUCUGUGUCCUUUAAACGCAAGACACUUAACCAUGAUGCUUCGUACUUCAGAUGGGAAGUAAAGUCAUUGUUCCCAGGUGUUGUGUACCGCCUGUAAAAGAACCCACUUCACUUGUUCGAAAAUAGAAGGGCUUCGCCCCGGUGUUCCUGGUUUGAUUGCGCCACAUUAACUUGUUAACCAUACAUAGUGCUAUACAUGUAUGAUGUAGUCCGACAUACCUUGCAGGAAAAUACUUGUUUAAAGCGCCUUGAGCGUCACUAAGUGCAUUAAAGUUCACCGAGGGCAUUUAUGCGUUUAUUAUAUUAAUAUCUUUUUAACAUUUUAUCACAACUCUUGAACACAGGUUUUACUUUGUAAAUCACCGAUUCUUUAUUUUUGUCCUAUCAAGCUAGCAUAAUUAUUUUUUUCUCGUAUAUUUGUUUCAUUUGUUUACACAAUUCUUAGAUACAAAGGAAACCCAAAACUAACAUACCUUUCUUUAAGCUGCAAGACGAAAAAAAAAAUAAAAA
Molecule: messenger RNA, 2015 nt
Organism: Asterias rubens (European starfish)
Lineage: Eukaryota; Metazoa; Echinodermata; Asteroidea; Forcipulatida; Asteriidae
Product: WD repeat-containing protein 53-like
Exons: 2
Coding region: 149-1300 (383 amino acids)
Molecular function (GO): protein binding
Source: RefSeq, a predicted model, not a curated record